UGCCCCGCUCAAUGGAGUCAUCUUCUCCACUGAGGUUCCUCACAAAGGUCUGGGCUUUACCACCACUCUGCGAGGUACCAGGGAAACACGGCAAGCACAUCGCAGCAUUGGGCCCGAAUCAUGCUAGGUGGGUCCGGCACAAACCAAAGAGUGAGGAAGAAUCACACAGAAAGGGGCCGGAUUGCAAAAGAAAAGUGGUUCGGAACCAGCUGAAGCGAGUGGUGGACAACCUGGAGCAGGUUCUGACUGCACUGAGGGAUGUUCAGCAGGAAAUGAAAGAGGUGGUCCAUCAGAUCGAUUAUCUGACCUCCUGCAUAGACCUGGAUGAAGAAGAGCAGUAUCAGGCAACAGGAGGCGAGAGCUGCUCCUCUUCGGGCUCCCACGAGGUGACGGUGAUCAGCGCUUAUCCGAGGCCAUCGGUGUCCGUCGACCACCGAGGAGCCACUUUCGCCCUGAGGAGAGACCAUCUCAGCGGGGGAAGAUCGCCUCCAAUUGCGUUGCCAUGCCAACUGGGCACUGAGUUGACCAGAACUCUUCGGUUUGAAAGUUCUCCCCAACGAGGAGGGCUGCUAACGUUGGUCAACAAUCCCGAUUCCUCUACUCAGCCGCUCCCCACAGUGUCCCCUCAAAGAAGUCUCCCCGUUAGGCCGCCCACACCCGGACUCUCCCCGUUGACGGUCAAUCUCCAUGCGCCUGGCAGCCCCAAGUCUCCUCCGUCCUCUCCAGGAGGCUCUUCCUCCGUCAUGAUCGGCCCCAUCUCCCCGGUGUCCCCGAAGUGUCAUCCGACCGCCGCGCUCGGCCCAUCUGUCAUCAUCGAGCUGCCGCGAAGCGACCACCAGGCGACCGUGCGCUUCUGUCGAGCCGGGACACCUCGACACCCGCCUGCCAGCUGCCCACCCACGGACUCGGAAACGCCGACGCACGCCGACAAAGAGAGGCGAGCGUCCUCGGCGGGGCCGCCUCUCGCCGGGGCUGCGAGACCGCCAUCGCGGCAAGGCUGCAGGGCUCGCAAGCCUCCGCCUUACCCUCAUCACAGAUUCUCAGACGCUGCAAAGACACUGCAGGAUCCCCGCAAAGCUCCUCCGUACCCCGAGAAGAGAAGACUGCUCUCAACCAUGGUGUGAGACUGCGGCUCCUCCAACAGUCAAUGAUUUCCAUCCAACAGGAGAGUUUCAAGGCCGGGCCACAUCGAGCUGAGACAGACCAGGUUUCCAAGGUGACAGGACAUAGACUUGGGGUGAGUAAGGAAAGAACAGCUUGUCUACAAAUCUCCCUGGUACUUAGGCAGACCACGCACAGGCCAUUAUAACAUCUGUCCGGGUUAAUGUUCUGGUAACGAGAGCCCCUGUGCAGAUGCUCGCUUUGUACCUACAGAUUGAACUCUUCGGGCCUGAUGAUCCCAAAUUGUGGACGCUGACUUGCAUGUUCACUCAAACAGAUUGUGGGCUCUGUUGGUAGUUUUGUGGGGCUUAUCUAUUAUGAUUGCGGUACAAUUGGCAGCUGGUGUAAAGGUGGUGGUGGCCACUGUAUUUAGAAGCUGAUUUUGCGCCUUAGGUAGACUCUGAUGCUUUUAUAUAUAAUGGGACAUUUUGGGACAGCAACGCAAGUGCAAAGUUUAGUUUGUAGCGAUGGAAUUGAAUAUUGAAUAUUACUGAGUUGCAGAAAAGAAAUCUAUCACUCGGAUAAUUUUGGGCAAGACAACAACGGCAUAAAAGCCAUGUUUUGUUUAAUUGAACGUGUCCUGAUUGCUUGGAUCUAUGUGCCUGUCCUGUGUAGCAUUGCAUUGAAAACGUGGGACAGCACACCUAAAAAUCUGAUCUGGGUGAGCCUAGCACCAACUCCCACAGUGUGCCGAAAUGACCCAGGUGCAAGGAAAUGGAGAGUUGAAAGGAGUUUUGUCAUAGGCGCUAUGGCAUGACUCCUUCUUGUGGCUGGCACAAAGCCAACCCUUAGAUUACUCAGAAGCUACAAAAUUGCAUUACUGAGUAGAUAUUCAAAGAUGCAAAAUGAGCGACCACAAGUUGUCUCGGGUUUGACAAAUUCAUUUAUUUGCAUCUAGUCUAGUCCUCCCAGUAUUUUGUGCAUUCGAGUAGAAAGAAAAAUAAAUUCUGCACAGUUUUUUGCCCAUAUGGCAGACAAUCCUGGGCGCCACCGGUUAGUAGCUCAGCUUCCACAUCUGUUUGUGUGACCAAUCAGGUUUGCCGCCAUUCUUUACAUCCACAAACCUUUAGUAAAUCAGGCACUUCAAGAACAACGGAAAAAUGGACCAAUUAGGGAAAUUAAAGGAGCGUUGUUUUUGCAAAAAUGACGAGCAACAACUACUGGGCGCAUUACAACGUUGCGGGUUAGAUAAACGCCACCAGGUGUUGGGAUAUAAUGGGAACUAAUUGCAGCUCAGACUACUUUGGCUCAGUGAUGCACAAGAGUACACGUAGCAAGGGGGAAAGAAGUGAUAAACUUAUCCAGGUCAGAUAAGACUAAAGCAGGGUCUCACGGCGCUGAGCUGACAGGGUCACUGUACCCUCCACAGGGGGCAGCUUGCCAUUGGUUGAGUCCUUCAAGGACCCCUGGUGUUAGAAAAAUCCUAUUGCCUUUGCUGCCUAUGGUUUGACUGACCCGGUCCACAAUCUCCAUCUGUUCCCUUCCAAAUAUCAGGAGAUGCAAAAUAGAGGGGGAGAAGUAUGCGGCAGGUGUGUGUGUGUGUGUGUGUGUGAGAAGAGACUCUUGAAUACAGUCCUGAUUCAUUACAGCACCGCAAAGCCAUGUUUUAUUCAUUUAGGUCACUCAUUGCUCACACCAGAGGUGGUUAUGCAGUUUAUUUCAAGCAGGUUCUUUUUUAAAUUUUUUUUUUUUUUUUAUAUAAAGAUUGCUUGGUGGCUUUAGCAUCACUUAAGCCCAAAGCCUGUUUGGUCAUGCUGAAGAAGACAUCAGCUGGGCUUUAUAGUUUGGACUGCAAAAGAAAAUAACCAAACAGUAUGAUUAAAAAAUGAUUUGGUCGUUUGUGGUUAGGCCAAUUUUUUGGGGGGUCUUAGGAGCCCUUAAAACGUUCUUAAGCACCUCCUAAAUGCACUGCUGGGGGUUAAGCCCCCCAAUCCAUAAAACCUAGUGACGGCCCUCAUUUGGUUCUUUUCAAUACAUGACGUGUAAUUGUUCUAAGUUUAGUUUAACAGUACACUUCAACAGGGACUGGCACUAAACGGCUUGAAGCCUCUUUUUUGAAGAAAUGUUCACUAUUUGCCAAACUGCUGCUUAUUGUGAAGUGAGUUGAAUUGAGUUCACUGCAUACAGCGUUCAUAUCUCAAGUUUUCACUCGCAAGUCAAAGCGACAAAAAAAAAAUAAUCAGCUGAAUGACUGCUCCUAUCUAAAAAAAAACAAAAACUCAUAAAUCGUGUCACUUGUAUAUCAAGGCACCACUGUAUUUGGGUUUAUUAGGUUUAUCAGAUUUUUUUUUUUUUUUUUAGCCUAUCCUGCAAAAUAAAAUAAAACAUCUUUGCUGUUUAUGUGCUCGGGCUAAAGCCCUGUCUCAUAUAAAAAUAUUUCUUUGGCACCAUCUUGCAGCAUAUUGAUGCCAAAGAACUAUGUUGAAGUACAGGGAAGACCUUCAUUCAGGCCGUAGCCCUGUCUCAUAACAAAAAAGUGCUCUGCCGCCACCUUGUGUCAGCUAUAGGCAAUUCUAGCCCUUUUUAGUUGGGAUGUAAAUUACAGGUUUUUGCUAUUCCUGGCAGGACUCGACCGUCCACAUACACACACAAAAAAUUAGGUGACCUCUGAAUUGUACCACUUUUGGGCCAUUUGACUGUUUGAGGCAAAUGAUGAGAACAGAGACAUCUUUAUUGCCAAUCUGUGACCUUUGACAGUUGAGUCAAGUCAAGUUGAGCUCAUCAAAAGUGGGACAUGAAAGUAUUUACAUCUCAUGGCAGUCUUUAUCAGAUGGCCGCCGAGAUAUUUUGGAGGGAGCAGCAGUGAGGCGGACCAGCUGGCAAACAAAGUCGUGUCUGCCCAGCAGCAACAUCAUGAGUGGACUUUUAUAGCACGCCAUCACAAUCUGCCCUGCUUCUUGCCAGCGUUGAGUGUAGUUAGAACAAAAAAGGGAUUUUUAUAUUCUGUUCGGGGGGAAGAGCAAGGGGGGGGGGGGGGGGGGGGGG
Molecule: messenger RNA, 4146 nt
Organism: Phycodurus eques (leafy seadragon)
Lineage: Eukaryota; Metazoa; Chordata; Actinopteri; Syngnathiformes; Syngnathidae
Exons: 3
Coding region: 12-1124 (370 amino acids)
Biological process (GO): positive regulation of cell size; positive regulation of translation
Source: RefSeq, a predicted model, not a curated record